UUUUGCUUACAAAACAAAUAAACAGCAAUACGCCAAACAGCUGAUUUGUUAGACUAAGUGAUUACAUAUUUUCUCUCUCUAGAACGCAAUAUUAGGAAACAUGUACAGGAAAACUAUUAGUAGUGCAUCCUACCUACGAACAGCCGUAUUAGGUAUUCCACAAAUUAUAACCAAAUCUCCGCGUAGGCAUGUCACAUUUCUCGGAAAGCCGACAAAGUUGCUUGUCGCUCAAAAUGCGAUUGAGCGACUUCCUAUUCGGACAAUGUUUAUUCAAACACAGGACACCCCAAAUCCAGACAGCCUGAAGUUUCUACCGGGGGUACUGGUGCUAGAGAAAGGACAAACAAUGGAUUUCCCAACACCUGCUUCAGCUCUAUGUAGUCCACUAGGCAAACUGUUGUUUCGGAUUGAGGGAGUUCGGUCAGUUUUCUUUGGAGCUGAUUUUAUAACCAUUUCAAAACAGGAGGAAGCCGAAUGGCGUUUGAUAAAGCCGGAGGUGUUUGCCGUCGUGAUGGAUUUUUUCGCUUCCGGUUUGCCGGUCAUAACCGACGUGAAGCCCAUGGGAGAUACACAGAUCAACGAAGAUGACGACGAAACGGUACAGAUGAUCAAAGAACUACUGGACACGCGAAUUCGACCGACGGUUCAAGAAGACGGUGGGGAUAUUAUUUUCAUGGGCUACGACGACGGGAUCGUGAAACUGAAGAUGCAAGGUUCCUGCUCGUCCUGUCCCAGUUCUAUCGUGACGCUGAAGAAUGGAGUGCAGAAUAUGCUGCAGUUCUACAUACCGGAGGUGGUCUCGGUAGAACAGGUAACCGAUCAGGUCGACGAGGUAACCGAGAAGGAAUUUGAAAAGUUGGAAAGCAAAAUACAACAGAAAGAGGACAAGUAAUUUGUUAGAGAAUUUCAAUAUAUUCUAGUUCAAAACUG
Molecule: messenger RNA, 930 nt
Organism: Malaya genurostris
Lineage: Eukaryota; Metazoa; Arthropoda; Insecta; Diptera; Culicidae
Product: NFU1 iron-sulfur cluster scaffold homolog, mitochondrial-like
Exons: 2
Coding region: 101-892 (263 amino acids)
Biological process (GO): iron-sulfur cluster assembly
Cellular component (GO): mitochondrion
Molecular function (GO): iron ion binding; iron-sulfur cluster binding
Source: RefSeq, a predicted model, not a curated record